GUAUUUCCAGAGGCUACUCAUUGUUGUUGUGCAUAUCACUUGUCUCGGAACAUAAUAUCAAAUUACAAAGUAAACUUUGAAGCAGUAAAAAGAGCAUUUUUUGGAGCAGCAUAUGCAUACACAUUGGAUGAUUUUAAUCAUCACAUGGAAAUUGUGUAUAAAGCAAACAAAGGAGCAAGGACAUAUUUGACAAAUAUUAGAUUUGAAAAAUGGUCUCGAAUCCAUUGUAAGUCAAAUAGAUUUCUAGUGAUGACAUCUAAUGUUGCCGAGUCAAUAAAUUCCGCUUUGAAGGCUGCACGAGAUCUUCAUAUAACAGUUUUAUUGGAUAGCGUACGUGGAAUGCAACAAAAAUGGAAUUUGAGGAAUCAGAAAGAAGCUGAAUGCACUUUUACGAAGCUCGCAAAGUUGGGCCAAAAAAUGCUUGAAGAAAAUUAUCAAGAGUCGAUGAGGUUCACAGUAAGU
This is a messenger RNA of Striga hermonthica, 462 nucleotides long. NCBI's taxonomy places the organism in Eukaryota, Viridiplantae, Streptophyta, Magnoliopsida, Lamiales, Orobanchaceae. The record is from the annotation of a GenBank genome assembly.